AAUAAAGACGAGCUAAAGAAUUCAAUUAUCUAUUGAGAUCAAAUUAACAUAUUAAGAUAUACACUUUCACAAUUAAAAUGCUUACUUCUCGGCUAAGGCCAAAUUUGGUCAAAAUUUGAUUUGUCUUUUUAUGUUGUAUGCCUUAAAUUCACCACUAUCUUCUUUUACCUUUUGCUUAGCUUUUCUCAAAAAUAUAUAUAUAACACCUUUUCUACAGCAAAAUUGACAACUUCCCCUUUCUUGAUUUUCUGAUACAAAGAAAAGGGGGGACAAAAUCAAGAAAUGGUGAACUCAAAUGGUGAUGAGGUUACAGAGGAUUCGACCACCGCAACGACCCAUGAAACAGACAUUGAUAUGGCUGACAGCAAAGAUGAGGAUGUUGAUUCUCCUCCAUCACCAGAGUCAAGUCGUUUUCAAGAAGGUGAAAAAGUACUGGCCUUUCAUAGCCAACAACUCUAUGAAGCUAAGGUUCUAAAAGCUGUAUAUCAAAUAAGGGAGUGGAGAUAUUUUGUUCAUUAUCUUGGUUGGAACAAAAACUGGGAUGAAUGGGUGGGCAUAGACCGAUUGAUGAAACACACAGAAGAGAAUGUUCAGAAGCAGCAGGAGCUUAAGAAAAGACAGGAUACAGAUAAGAAUGGGAAGGCUGUACGUGGAUCACAAAUGAAAACAAAAGGCCCUACAGGGGGAAGAGGCCGAAAACGAAAGAGUGAUACUCCACAGAAGGACAAGGAUGGUCCUCCUCCAGAAAAGCUUGUCAAUAUCCAAAUACCGCCACAAUUAAAGAAACAGCUGAUUGAUGAUUGUGAAUUUGUCAACCACUUGGGCAAGCUUGUCAAACUUCCGCGUUCUCCAAAUGUCAGUGAAAUACUAGAGAAAUAUCAUUUCUAUCGGCUGAAGAAGGAUGGAGUGAUAUCUGAUUCUGUUGGAGAGAUUCUUAGUGGCUUGCAAUGCUACUUCAACAAAGCUCUGCCUGCUAUGCUCCUUUACAAGAACGAGCGGGAACAGUUUCAAGAAUCGAUUAAAGAAGAUAUCUCUCCUUCCUCUGUGUAUGGAGCUGAGCAUUUAUUACGCCUUUUUGUUAAGUUGCCGGAGAUUCUGUUCUAUGCAAAUAUUGAAGAUGAGACAUUGACAGAGUUAAAGCAGAAGUUGCAAGACUUUCUCAGAUUCCUGCAGAAGAAUCAAAGUGCAUUCUUCCUGUCAACAUACCAUUCUGUAGACGGUUUUGAUGUGGCUGGCAAGAAAGAUGAUAACUGAGUUGUUGGAACCUUUCAUCUGCUACUGUAUAUUCUUCUGCGUCACACCUAGUAAUGUGUAUAUUCUCUGCUAUCACAGUGCAGAACUUUAUGUUGUAUUACUAGGCCUGUAACUAGUAAUCUUUGCUGCAUGUUGUUUUGCUACUUAUUGCCUGCUGCAGUGGCUAUAAUACCCAUAUGUUCUGGCUGUCCAGCAAACAUUUUCUCUUGAAAA
Capsicum annuum is the source of this 1467-nucleotide messenger RNA. Its product is annotated as protein MRG1. Gene Ontology annotation, biological process: chromatin organization; regulation of DNA-templated transcription. The record is from RefSeq and is a predicted model, not a curated record. Gene Ontology annotation, cellular component: histone acetyltransferase complex; nucleus. The transcript has 11 exons. Bases 283 to 1254 code for a protein of 323 amino acids. Lineage: Eukaryota; Viridiplantae; Streptophyta; Magnoliopsida; Solanales; Solanaceae.